Mustela erminea (ermine) is the source of this 2683-nucleotide messenger RNA. RefSeq names its product IQ motif containing with AAA domain 1 like (gene DRC11L). Lineage: Eukaryota; Metazoa; Chordata; Mammalia; Carnivora; Mustelidae. The transcript has 17 exons. Gene Ontology annotation, molecular function: ATP binding; protein binding; ATP hydrolysis activity. Bases 70 to 2598 code for a protein of 842 amino acids. The record is from RefSeq and is a predicted model, not a curated record.
CAAGGUCGAGCCACAGGUUCUGCGGACUGCAUGACCAGCUCACAAAGGGAACUGUGAGAAGUGGGCACCAUGUCCGAGGGAGCUUACCAGCGCCUCUGGGACUCCUCCCACGUGACCCUUCAAGAGUUGCUGGACCAGGAGCAGCCCCUGCUGGAACCUGUGUCGUCCAGGGAGCGGCAGUCUUUCCAGUACAGGCUCUCGUCCGUCUACCUGUGCUACCUGGGGCUGAUGCGCCGGUUCGACACCCUCUACGACCAGAUGGUGCAGCCGCAGAAGCGGCGGCUGCUGCGGCGCCUGCUGGACAGUGUGGCAGGCCGCGUGCUGGAGCUCAAGGAAGACCUGGUGCGCGCCGACCUCAGCGAGUACCACUGCCUGGACCGCGUGCUGCAGGACCUCAAGCUCACCCCGGCAGACCUGGAGGUUCCAAUCCCCAAAUACUUUCUGUUGGAGCAGUCCACCGUUCUGAAGGAGCGAGAGCUGAUGCUGGCAGAGAUCCUGUCCAGAAUGAAGCCAGUGACCUCUGAGGUGGGUAUUCCAGAAAUGCACCGGACUGAGGCCAUAAUCCUGCUGCAAAGGGCUGAGCGGGCCAGGCAAGGACGGCUCCGAGCCACCUUCAUGCGAGAGAUACGGAGAGAGGAGGAGCGGGAUCGGAAGAUUCGAGAGGACGGUUGGCACAAGUUCGAUCAGGACCAAGCAGCUGUGACCAUACAGAAGUGUGGGGCCUGUCUGGGCCCACAUGUCCCCCAGGUGUGGAAGGGUUACCUGCAGAGGAGACGUACUCAGCAGGACCGGCGAACGGAGAUGGAGUUCAUCGGCAUGCUCCCCUUGCCACCGAGCCAGGUGGAGAAUGCGGGCGUCAUGUACCAAGCCGGCCUCAGGGAGGGUAUCCGGAGGGUCCGCCAGACAGAGAAGGAGGAGGAGUUCCAGCUGGCCAUAGAGAAGACCCGUGAUUCUAUCAAAGAGACAGAGGGGCCUGACAUGAAGGAGAAGUUGAAGGAGCAAAUCCGACAGUGGUUUAUCGAAUGCCAUGCCCUUACUGGUCGAUUCCCUGAUUAUCCAGAUGAUUCUGUAGGUGGAUCCUACAUGAUCUUUGCAGACAAGACUCCAGAACAGGUAAAAAUGGAACUGGAGACAGAGAUCCAGGAGAGCAAAAGAAAGGACCAAGAGAAAAAUAAGGAGAAAAAAGAGAGAAAGCAGAAGAAAGGAAAGAAAGACAAGACCAGGAAGGGGGAAGCAGACACGAUGCUGAAAGUGUGGCCAUCCAAGUUUAUACCUGUCAUCAAUGCUGGCCAUGAGGAGUACAUAAAUGUAUGGAAGAACCGGUGUGAGAGCAUAUACCCGAAACAGAGUUUUGACCCCGAGACGCUCCAGGUGGAGAAGAGAAAGGAAGUAGAGCAGGAGAUCCGGAUACAGGUGGACGAGCUGAUGCGCCAAGAGCUGAAGAGCCUGCGCCUGGUCGUGGACAGGGAGGAGGGGAGACCCUUGAAGCGUGCGAAGAAAAAGACUGGGAAGAAAGCCGGGAAGAAGAAGAAGGAAAAAGAUCUGACCCCAGACAGGUCCGUGGACUCUCUGUUUGAGGAGCUCGUGGUCUCCGGCUUUCUAAGGAAGUGCGAGACGGUGGCCUUGAAAGAUUACAUUGGCGACUACCUCUAUCUUGGAUCCAUUCUGAACCUGGCGAACAAGUUGCCUUCACCUUCCUUGUUUGACAUAAGACAGAAUGUGGCCUUGUAUGGGGUCCUUCGCCUUGGCUCCCCAGAUAUACACUCCAUGGCCCCCUUCAUCCGCUCGAUCCUCCUGGUGGGCCCCUCUGGAAUGGGGAAGAAGAUGCUGGUCAAGGCGGUGUGCACAGAAACGGGCGCCAACCUCUUUGACCUGUCCCCCAGCAACCUGCAGAGCAAAUAUCCUGGCAAGACGGGGACACAGAUGAUCGUGCAUAUCGUCUUUAAGGUGGCUCGGCUCUUACAGCCCUCUGUGAUCUGGAUUGGGAAUGCCGAGAAGAAUUUCUAUAAGAGGGUCCCGAAAGAAGAGAAGGAGAUGGACCCAAAGCGAAUAAAGAAGGAUCUCACCAAGGCCUUGCGACUGCUGAGCCCAGGAGACCGCGUGAUGCUGAUAGGGACGAGUGACCAGCCGCAGCUGGCAGAGAUGAAGGGGCUGUGCCGGACCUACGAACGGAUCCUCUUCAUGCCUCGGCCCGAUUACGCUUCUCGCUUCGGUGAGACCCUGCGAUGUGAGGACGGGCCAGAUCGGGGAUCCAGGGACCGGCCCUGCCCGAGCCUCCUCACCCUUCUCCCCCUUCCCACUGGCGCUCCGAGACGGCGCCUCCCAUGGCAAGGAAGGGGAACUAGACAAGCAGCCUGGCGGUGUGGGUCCUGGCCUGGCUCCGUGGACACGGCAGGCCCCGUAAGUCCUCCGAGUCUCAUUCCCUCGUGUCACGUGGGGAGAAUGAGUCCCACCUUCCCUGGAGAGGAGGCACUGAUGAGCACAGAGCCACUCUCCAGACGCAGGGACCUCAUGUCUGAUAGGGGCCGAGGUGCUCACUGCGGCUUCUCCCUGUCCUGGGUCCUCCCCGGCUGCCUGCAGUGCUCUGGAGGCAGAUGAUAGAGGCCCAGGGGGUCCAGGUGACCCCGAACCUAGACAUCAGUGCCCUGGCCAAGGUUUCCGAUGGCUACACACCUGGUCACAU